This is a messenger RNA of Chaetomium globosum CBS 148.51, 1005 nucleotides long. RefSeq lists its product as uncharacterized. Gene Ontology annotation, cellular component: actin filament; cytoplasm. Gene Ontology annotation, molecular function: actin monomer binding; actin filament binding. The record is from RefSeq and is a predicted model, not a curated record. NCBI's taxonomy places the organism in Eukaryota, Fungi, Ascomycota, Sordariomycetes, Sordariales, Chaetomiaceae. Gene Ontology annotation, biological process: actin filament depolymerization; barbed-end actin filament capping. The transcript is spliced from 3 exons. Bases 1 to 1005 code for a protein of 334 amino acids.
AUGCAGUCUGGAAUCUCGGCAUCGAAGGAGCUGGUCUCCCAAUUCAACGACCUGCUCUCCUCCGACAAACACUUCGGCCUCCUCGUGACUAUCGCUUCGGAGCAGCUGCGGCCGUUACAACUCCUGACGCCAUCGUCCCCCGCAUCUUUCGAAUCCAAUGUCGAGUCUCUGCUAGGGCCGCAAAUCAAGCCCAACGAGGCCCUAUAUGUCAUCCUCCGCAGACACCCGUCCGCUCCGGCCUUUGUGGCUGUGACGUACGUGCCCGACACUGCUCCCGUGCGCCAGAAGAUGCUGUUUGCCUCGACGCGCCUGACUCUCGUGCGCGAGCUCGGGAGCGAACACUUCCGUGACACCUUCUUUGCCACCAUGCCCGAGGAGCUCAGCGCGGCCGGAUUCAAGAAACACGACGCCCACAGCGCGCUGGAGGCCCCGCUCACAGAGGAGGAGAGGAGCCUGGGUGAAGUCAGACGCGCGGAGCAGGAGGCAGGCAUGGGCACGGGAACCCGCGAGAUCCAUCUGAGCAAGAACCUGGCCACGCCAAUCGCCGAGGACGCGCUUCAGGCCUUGAAAGACCUCGGGGCGGGAGACAAGCGGACAUUGGUCAUGCUGAAAAUUAACCCGGAGUCCGAGUCUGUCGAGCUAGUCCCCGACCACUCCGCCCCUACGUCAAUCCCCGAGCUCGUGCAGACUAUCUCGGCCACAGAACCCCGUUUCACCUUCUACCGGUUUACGCACACGCACAAUGACAGCGAAUCCAGCCCCCUGCUGUUUCUCUACACCUGCCCCACCAACUUUAGCACCAAGGCCAUCAAGUUCCGCAUGAUGUACCCCCUCAUGAAGCGAGCCGUGCUUACCAUUGCGGAGAAGGAGGCCGGCCUGCAGCCAGACAAGAAGUUCGAGGUGGAGGAUGCCUCCGAGAUCACAGAGGAGGGCGUGAUGGAGGAACUACACCCAAGAGCCGAAGUGAAGAAGGGGUUUAACCGUCCCAAGCGACCUGGGCGCUAA